CAGCCUCAGCUUUGUGCUGCGUCCCACUCGGACUUUUCGCGUUAACCAGAAGCCCAGCGGUUCAGAAUUUGCUCUUACAAGCGUCUCUUGUUUAAUUUGUGGUUGAUAUCUUUUCCGGCCCAUCUUUGAGGAGCGUUCCGUGGAUUAUCGACGAAAGAGGCAUACAGUACCUGUCACGUCGUAUGUCAUUGUGUGAAGUCUCAUUCAAAUUAGUUAUUGAGAAAUCACAUGGCGAGUGUUAUCUAUCUCUUCCCAGCCUCCCAAAUCCUACAGGUAUCUACGAAAUAUGUCGUCCAAACUAUUGAAGGGCACUGUGAACUGUGACAUGGGAGAGAGCUUCUCUAUCUAUUCUGUCGGAGAUGACGAGAACUUGAUGAAGACAAUCCACCUAGCAAACAUCGCAUGUGGGUUCCACGCUGGAGAUUUCUCAGUCAUGAACCAAGCUGUAAUAUACGCAAAAGAGAACAACGUCCUUGUAGGAGCUCAUCCUAGUCUUCCCGAUCUCCAAGGUUUUGGACGACGAGAGAUGGCAAUACAACCCGAUGAACUCGCUUCGUGUUUUAUUUAUCAAGUCGGUGCUCUCAACGGCUUCUUAAAACGCCAUGGCCUCCUAAUGAAUCAUAUCAAACCACACGGCUCCGUCUACGGCCAAACUUCCCGCGAUAUCGAGCUCGCACGUGCAGCCGUUGGUGUCGCAAAGACUUUCAACGACAGUGCCGCUCAGCCUGGAGGCAUUGCUUUCAUGGGUCUCCCAGGAACGGCCCACCAGCAAGCAGCGGAAGAGUUGGGCGUACCUUUCAUAGCAGAAUGGUUCGCAGACUUGAACUACAGCCCCGAGGGAAAGCUGCUCAUUACGAAAAUACACGAACAUAUUCCUACGGAGGAAAUUUGCACUAGGGUUCGCACUUUGCUCAAGUCGCGCCAAGUUACGACGACGUCCGGCUCUCUACUUCCCAUGAGCGACGAUAUUUCAGAAGUGUCCAUUUGCUGUCACUCGGAUACAAAGGGCGCUGUUGAAAUUGCACAGGCUGUCAAGGCAGUCGUCGAGCAGUGUAAUCGAGAGGCAGGGUUUGUCUGACACAAGAUAAUGUCGCUUAAACAUGUACACAUAAUCAUGGUAUUAUGUGACCUAUGUAAUCCAUCGCAUUUGUGCUUUUAAACU
Messenger RNA from Serpula lacrymans var. lacrymans S7.9, 1162 nucleotides. RefSeq lists its product as uncharacterized. The transcript has 10 exons. NCBI's taxonomy places the organism in Eukaryota, Fungi, Basidiomycota, Agaricomycetes, Boletales, Serpulaceae. Gene Ontology annotation, biological process: carbohydrate metabolic process. The coding region runs from base 287 to 1078 and encodes 263 amino acids. The record is from RefSeq and is a predicted model, not a curated record.